Molecule: messenger RNA, 1230 nt
Organism: Haliotis rufescens (red abalone)
Lineage: Eukaryota; Metazoa; Mollusca; Gastropoda; Lepetellida; Haliotidae
Exons: 1
Coding region: 1-1230 (409 amino acids)
Source: RefSeq, a predicted model, not a curated record
AUGGCUCACAAUCAUUCUGGUUCAAAGCGUCGACAUUUAGAAUCAAGCUCAUCUGAUGAGGCUGUUGCAAAUUUUGAUUCCUGGGCUCGAUUCCUCAUGAUCGAAGCUAAAGAUCAUCAACCUAUCAAACUUAAUCCCUUUGCCAUUUCUAAGGCAAUCCAUGGCUAUUGCGGUGAUGUUAAAAAUGUGACCCGACUUCCUUCUGGCUCCCUUCUUGUUGAAUGUGUCAGAAAACAACAAUCCCUCAAUCUAUUAUCAGUUAGUACAUUUGCCAAUGUUGAGGUUGUUGUUACUGAACACCGUACACUCAACUCUUGCAGAGGCAUUGUUCGUGACAGGACUCGUUCCUUGUCCGACAUGUCAGAACAAGAAAUAGCAGAUGAAUUGGAAAAUCAAGGUGUGUCUUCUGUGAAACGUUUCACAAGAAAGAAGGACGAUUCAACUAUUGAAAAGACUAACACCUACCUAUUCACAUUUUGUAGAUCUUCAUUACCUCAGUCAAUCAAAGCUGGUUAUGUCAACAUCGGAGUGGAGGUGUAUGUCCCCAAUCCACUCCGGUGCUUUAGGUGUCAACAUUUUGGCCAUGGCUCUAAAUCAUGUACUCGCUCCGUUGUUUGCCAACGUUGUGGUGACAACCAUGACAGUACUGAUUGCCAGCAAACACUCAAAUGUGUAAACUGUGAUGGAAAACAUAUGGCAUCCUCUAAACUCUGCCCUGUAUGGCAAAAUGAAUCAAAAAUACUGAAAAUAAAAUGUGAAAAAAACGUCACCUUUGGAGAGGCUAGACAACUCUUUCAAUCUCAGUCACCACAUCAAUCAACCCUUAACUACUCUGCUGCUAUCUCUAAGCCAGUUCAAUCUUCUUCUGUCUCGUGUCAGACGGAAUUGACUUGGGUCAAAUCUGAUCGACCCGUGGCAACUACAACUGAUAUCGAGCUUGACAAAUCUCAUGCUCCUACAUUAGCACCACCUACAACGUCUACGGCAGAGAGUCAGACUCCUCCUGACUUAGUACUUGAACGACCUGCAACUGAAUCUGUCCAUCGGAAAAAAAAUGAAAAGAAAAAGUCACAAAGAAAUAAAUCAUCCAGGAAUCUCGACCUUUCAGAGGUGCCUAUCCACAACUCUUACAGUGCUCUGGAUAUGGAAGUAACUCCAUCCUCACAGCAUACUGAUGGGAGUUCUCAACCCUCACGUUCACGUGAGAGGUCGCCUAUUGAACCACCAUGA